Molecule: messenger RNA, 782 nt
Organism: Meleagris gallopavo (turkey)
Lineage: Eukaryota; Metazoa; Chordata; Aves; Galliformes; Phasianidae
Source: RefSeq, a predicted model, not a curated record
AGGGAUGUCCUUCCCAGUGCCGUUGGUGCCGCUCUCAGAGGAGAACGAAGAUGCCAUGGAGAACCGGGGCUUCCGUGCUCUGCUGCGGGAGGUGGGGCUGCGGCCCCCUGCCAACGAGCAGGAGUCCUUCUGGCGCAUCCCUGCUGCCCUCACCCCACAGCAGCUGCGCCGUGCAGCCGCCUCCAUCACCCCCCCGAGCCCUCAGGGACCCCCCCCAGGAGCUGCCAGCAGCACCUCAGGACCCUGCUGGAGGUGAAGGUGUGGGCUGGGGCUCAGGGAGCAGUGUGACGGGUGCAGGAACCUCCCCUGAGCCCCUCUGCCCCACAGCAGAGCCGCUGCCAUCCCCGGGAUCGGGCUCAGAGAGCGAGGAGCCCCUCACCAUCCCCGCACCAUCAGGCAGCAAACGGCAGCGGCAGCUCGACAGUGAGGAUGAGGAUGGCGACAUGAAGGCAGAGCUGCCCCCCCCGGAUUCCCUGUCAGAGGAGGACGAGGACCCCCACCCCAUGGGCAGGAGAAAACGCAUCCGCCGCCUUCUGGAGGAGGAGGAGGAGGAGGAAGAUUGAGCCCCCCCAGGACAGCAGUCCCUGCAAUGCCCCCAUUCUGCUUUUUGUACAGGUUUUGGGGGUUCUCUGUGGGUUUUUAAGCUCUUUUUAAAGGCGCGGUGCUUUUCCUUCCCCUGUCCCCAUUUUACCUUUCCAUGCAGGGUUUGGGUUUAGGGUUUGUUUGUUUGUUUCUGGCACUGUUUUACAUCGGGAACGGCACCAAAUAAAUCAAUGCACGAA